This is a messenger RNA of Ceratitis capitata (Mediterranean fruit fly), 2506 nucleotides long. It is a transcript of the gene HnRNP-K, whose product is annotated as glycine-rich cell wall structural protein 1.0. The transcript has 11 exons. Gene Ontology annotation, molecular function: mRNA binding. Gene Ontology annotation, biological process: regulation of transcription by RNA polymerase II; regulation of mRNA splicing, via spliceosome. Gene Ontology annotation, cellular component: nucleus; cytoplasm. The record is from RefSeq and is a predicted model, not a curated record. Lineage: Eukaryota; Metazoa; Arthropoda; Insecta; Diptera; Tephritidae. The coding region runs from base 266 to 1681 and encodes 471 amino acids.
GUCGCCAUUUGCAAUUCAUUUCGCUUGUAUUUCGCUUAACUACAUUUUCUGCUGUGUAUUUAUUGAAGAAUUCACCGAUAGUGAAGAAAAGUUCUUUUUCUUAAUUUGAUGGUCAUACAUAUUUGAACGAAAUAUAUUUUAAUUGAUAGUUAAAGUGCUACAUAUUUGCUGUUGUCGAAUUUAACUCUUGAAAAAUCUUUCAGAGCCUUCUAAGGUUACAAGGGCUUUAGUACCGAAUAGGCAAUUUACAGUUCUUGCUUCAAUUAUGACUAAAAAAAUGAAAAUGAAGCGAGAAAAUAACGAUGAUGGCCCACAUGCCGACAAACGUAGCCGUCGCAAUGACGACCAAAUUCGUAUCCUAAUCCCCAGUAAUAUUGCCGGUGCAGUUAUCGGAAAAGGAGGACAGCAUAUCCAGAAAAUGCGCACUCAGUAUAAAGCCACUGUAUCUGUCGACGACUCUCAAGGCCCCGAACGCACCAUACUGAUAUCAUCAGAUCUGGAUUCGACUUUGCAGAUUGUAUCGGAGAUGUUGAAAUAUUUUGAAGAGCGUGAUGAUGAGGUUGACGUGCGUCUUUUGAUUCAUCAAAGUCUUGCCGGAUGUGUUAUCGGGAAAGGUGGACAAAAAAUCAAGGAAAUAAGAGAUAAAAUUGGUUGUCGCAUCUUGAAAGUCUUCUCAAAUGUUGCACCACAAAGCACAGACCGUGUAGUGCAAACCGUUGGCAAGCAAUCCCAGGUGGUUGAUGCCAUACGAGAGGUGAUCACAUUGACACGAGAGACUCCCAUCAAGGGACCUGUUCAUAACUAUGAUCCUACCAAUUUUGAUCGUAUGUACGCCGAUGAAUAUGGCGGCUAUGGUUCCGGUGGUAGUGGUGGUGGUGGCAAUGGCGGCAAUAAUCGCCAAUCACGUGGUGGUCGUGGUGGCGGCGGCGGCGGUGGUGGUAAUGGAGGUGGCGGCAAUUUUGGUAACGACCGAGGUGGACGCAACGAUCGCAGUCGCAGUGGUGGCCGACGUGAUAAUCCGUUUAUAAAUCCCUGGGCUAACGAUGAUGGCUUUGGUGGUAAUAAUGGUGGUGGAAACUUCGGAGGCGGCAACUUUGGUGGCGGAUUCGGUGGAGGCAAUUUCGGCGGCAAUGGUGGUGGUGGAUUCGGUGGAAAUAAUGGUGGUCCAUCUGGUAAUAACUUUGGAGGUAACGGCGGUGGUUUCGGACCAGGUAACCAAGGAAACUUCGGCGGAGGAAAUCCGGGCGGCGGUUUCGGUGGCAAUCAAAUGAACAGUGGUGGCAACUUUGGCGGCGGCAUGAACCAAGGUGGUGGAUUUGGUGGUCCAAACAACAACAAUGGUAUGGGAUCUGGUGGUGGUAUGGGAUCAGGUGGGGUCGGAGGUUUUGGACCAGGACCUGCUAACAAUGGUCCUAAUGGUGGCAAUUCUGGAAAUCUUCCAAAUGGACAUGAUCCGAAAAAUAGUACGCAGGUUACAAUUCCGAAAGAUCUGGCUGGUGCUAUUAUUGGCAAAGGAGGUGGCCGUAUUCGACGCAUUCGCAAUGAGUCUGGUGCAUACAUAACUAUUGAUGAGCCACUUCCGGGAUCUACAGAUCGUAUCAUUACCAUUUCUGGUAAUCCUAAACAAAUCCAAAUGGCCCAGUAUCUAUUACAACAGAGGUUGGUGUCGAACACAUCUUAAAAUGUUCACGAAAACAACGGGCGGCGAAACUUCUAAGUCAAAUGUCGCCAACAUGAGGAUGUCAGUAAACGUAUGUUAUUGGCUAAAGGAUUUAUAUGCAACAAAAAAAAAAAAUAAUAAUUUUAAGACUUACAAGCUCCUUAAUUUUCAAUCGUUCACACUUUGAAUAUAAAUAAUAAUUUUCGUUUUUAAAUGAAACUAAACGAACAAUUAAAAAGACCAAAAAGAACUUAUUAUGUACUAAAAUAAGAGCUGACUUUAUUUUCAGAAAUUCCCACCAGUAAUUUUCUUAAUUAUUGUUUAUUUACUAAGACCAUAUAACUUUGAAAUGGAUACAAGAUAGAUUAUACUAUCAUCGUCUCUGUUAGAAUGUAUGAGAUCUUGAAACCAUUUAACUUUAAUUCAUUAGUAAAUUUUCUGGUUUGAAUGUAGUGUUUCCUAUGGACGAUGAAAUGAAACUUUAUGACAUAUUUUACAAUGGUUUUGAGGUCUAUUACAGUCUGGCUGGUGCGUACGGUUUAUCCGUGGUAAACUGGAAUGACAGCAAAUUGUGGAAACUACCAAAUAGAUUAAAAGCUAACUGCACUAGUUGUAAGGACUACUAAAACACAUAUAAGAGUUUACGUAGUUUUUAGCAGUUUCGUUUGUGGAAACAUGCGCGUAAAAACAACAAUUUACUAACAAUAUUAUAAACAAUGUAAUUGUACCAAUAUUAUUCAAAAAAUCAUUACAUGAGGCAAUCGCUAAAUUUUUGGUCUUCUAUUUUUCUUAUUGCUGUAGUAGUAUAUAUACGGAUUGGAAAAAAUAUAAUAAAAAUAGAUGUAU